UGCCGUUUGGUCCUGUAUCAGGGUGGUGGUAGGUGGCUCAUUUCUCCGGAGGGGAAUGCAGUGUUAAUAUUCAAGAUGCAGUUCAUGCUUCUAUUCAGUCGACAAGGAAAGCUCAGGCUUCAGAAAUGGUACGUGCCUUUGUCUGAUAAGGAGAAAAAGAAGAUCACCAGAGAGCUGGUGCAGACAGUCCUGGCUCGAAAGCCCAAAAUGUGCAGCUUUCUAGAGUGGAGAGACCUCAAGAUUGUAUAUAAGAGAUACGCCAGCUUGUACUUCUGUUGUGCCAUAGAGGACCAGGACAAUGAGCUCAUCACAUUGGAGAUCAUCCACAGAUAUGUGGAGCUUCUGGAUAAAUACUUUGGCAGUGUUUGCGAGCUGGACAUCAUUUUCAACUUUGAGAAGGCCUACUUCAUUCUGGAUGAAUUCUUGUUGGGUGGGGAGGCUCAGGAGACCUCCAAAAAGAAUGUAUUAAAGGCCAUCGAGCAGGCUGACCUGCUGCAGGAGAGCCAGAGUGAAGACUGGGGAAGUUUGCCAAAUGAAGAGAUCUUGUAAUGGGCCUAGAGUCCAUCCAUGCCUCCAUCCAGGCAAUUGGAAGCAGAGACCCCACGCAGCGUGCUGGAGGAAAUUGGGCUGACAUAAACAUGGUCAUCAUCAUUAUCAUCAUCAUCAUCAUCCUCAUCCUCCACUUGCCACACACAUCCAUCUGCCAGCUACUCUGCUGUAUGUAGCCAGUACCAACUUCAGUUCACCUCUCAGCACACACAACCUCACAGUCACAUGCGCACACACACACACACACACACACACACACACACACACACACACACACACACACACACACUGUGGACAUGGAUUUCCGGUGCAUCUGUGUUCCACAACUCUGCCUCUGUUUUCUUUUUUUCCAGAGACAAACAAUGCCUGUGUAUCUUCUACUGAGUUAUUUAUUUGUUGAGUGUGAUGACGUUUACUGUUACCAUGGAAAAAUACAGCAUGUUAAGCUUUUUGCUGCUUUCCAGUCCACACCAAGAUACUGCACUGAGGGAACUGCUUGAUUUAAAUUUGACCAAAGCUGAUGGGAUCACUUCACUCUCUGAAGUAGCUUUAGUUUUGAAUUUCAAAUGUUUAAGUGAGACUUAUAGAAUAGUAUAUAUUGUAAAGGGAAGUCAAAAGUAUUACAUUAAAAAAACCAAAGAGUUAUGUUUCAUCUCAUCCAACAAUGCAUUGUGAUUAACAUGAACUUGACAGUAGUUUUGAGCACAACAUCUUUGGCAUUUGUAGUUUACCCACUGUAGUUACACUGUUAUGCACCAUUGCAGUCUUAACUGAAAUGACUGUGGAUGAACUGGCUUAAAACACAAUGCUGUAUGUGUCAUAUUAUGAGUAUUCUCAGUUUACAGACCAUUAUCACUUGUACAGUCUGACUGUUUGGUGUGUUGGUUUCUAAUGGCAGAAUUCCACUUAAUAUUGAAUGCCUUAAUCCAAUGGAUGUUCAUCCAUUUCAAUUAAAAGAAUAUAUUACUGUCCCAUUUGCAUGCCACUGCAAUGUAGCAGGUAAAUACACUGAGUUUAUUUUAUUAAUGUACAAUGUGAAAGAACUAAGCCGACUGUUCUUUUUCUUCAUGUUUACUACUGUGCUUCUCUUUUUCUGUAAAGGAAAAACAUGCAUUACAGUAACGUAAAAUAUCUAAUCAGUAUUCUACAUGCUCAUGUUAAGGCACCAGAUUCUUUGACUUAAAGCUGAAUUGGUCAAUUUGUGGCCACUAGGUGGCAGAACUCCAAUGCAAGAUGACUGUGACAUAUCACUGAAAUAUUAUGGCCUUUUUAAUGUUAUCCAACAGACAUGGAGCAACAUGACCGUCCCAUUAGAGCUGGUUUUCUAGUCAUCUGCUGAACACCAGUAUCCCUGUAGCUCUUUUUACGUUACCACCAACUCCUGAGGGGAAUAUCUGAAUAUUUAGCAGCUAGAUAUUUGACAUCAUUUCAACACAGAGGCUGUAGAGUUAGCAGCACAUCAACAGAGCAGCUGCAGCAGCUCCCGUGCUCCAUCUGUGUCUACACAGGGUGCAUUCAGGGUACAGUAUUAUAGCUACUGGUCAACCACAUUUCUGCAGGGCUCAGAUUCCAAUACACAAUCAUUGUAGUGUACUGUGUGUAAAAUGUGGGAAAAUAUACAUAAAACAUACAAAUGAAAAUAAACUUUGGAUUUAUGAAUAGCUAAAAUGUGAUCUGCUUGGAAACCUGAUUAGAGAGCUGGAUUAGUUAAAAUAGAGGCAGGUGACUGAAAAAUAUGGCUGAAACAUUUUCUGUGUUGACAGAUGUGCUGUAGCUUUCUUCAUUGGUUAGUUGAUUAGCUAGCUAUCUUUUCUGUUUCAUCCUGUGCUGGUAUAGUGCAGCAGGUAAGCAGACUUUGUCACCUAUAGUGUAAACAGCAGCCUGAUGCUGCUAGAAGUGAGGUGGAUGAGAAUGAUGAGACUUAAGCAUUCAACAACUGUGUGGUUGUUAAACCAAAACAGUGAGCUAAAUGAGGCUAAAAAGCUCCUCACAGUUAGUUGUAGGAUCCCUGUGGGUUUGUCAGUCCCCCCUUCCCAGAGUCCAGUUUAAAAUGCGGGCAUACACUGUAAAUCACUGUUCUCCCUCUUUCAUAUGUACUUUCAUACAGACCACUGACCAGCAUGACAGUUUAAAGCUCCCACAUCCUCUCAGGUGUUUUCACGUUUUAGAGCUCUUCCCAGGGUUAUUUAGGCCUAUACAGACUGUCAGUUGACAACUCCCUUACUCCCCUGUUUGCUUUGUUUCACCUGUUAAUGUGCAACCAGUUCAUACCAUUUGAUUGGUCUGCAUGGCUCCAGAAAACUCCAACCUGAGCAGAGGUCUAAUCAGGAAGAAUAACUGGAAACACCUAUAAGAGUGCACAAGGCCUUCAAAAAAUAUUUUUAAAGCCGUUUCACUGUCUACUCAAUAUUGGAAAUGAUUUAACAUAAAAACAAAGGAACUUGAUGCUGAUAGUCAUGUGUCAUACCAUACAGCAUGUAAAUCUAUUUACUACUGUGACCCAGAGAAAAGAGUGAUCAUGCAUAAAAUAGCAAUAGUCUCAUAAACUGUAGCAGAUUAUUACGAUUUUUUUAUGUACACAGCAGUUUUCAGCCACUUGGAUGAGUACUCAUACUCAUACACAGACAUAUAUUAGAUGCCUUGGACACAGGACUGUGCAAACAUCAUAAACUGGCAUUCUGUCUGUACAUUUUAUGUUUAUCUUGCAUUGUAUGUACAUCUUUAAGAAACUGGUAUUGUUUCAAACCAAAAAUGUGUUUAAAUGUUUUUUUUUUUCUGAAGUGCUCACUUUUAUCUUUUCCAUUUUGCAACUUCCUAUAGAUAUCAUGUUGAAAUACUGAAAUCUCUUCCUAUUAUCACUUUUAUAUAACUUCAAAUAAGCAUUUUCAUGUAAAAUUGAUUGUGUGUGUUGUUCUGUAUCUCAGAUGUGUGACCGAUUCUGUGCUGUGUAUAAAGUGAAAUAUACAGUAGCUACAGCAUGAGUGCAGUGCAACCUGUGUAUUACAUUACUGGACUUGUGUUUACUUGCAGAGGACAAAUUGUGUAGUUUACUAUUACAGUGUCUGACAUGGAUAAAGGAGGAAGGUUAUGUUUUCUUGUCAAGUUCAGCAAUAAAGAGUACUCGGGGGGCAGAGGGACUGUAUUGUCA
This is a messenger RNA of Lates calcarifer (barramundi perch), 3697 nucleotides long. RefSeq names its product AP-1 complex subunit sigma-2. Gene Ontology annotation, biological process: intracellular protein transport; vesicle-mediated transport. NCBI's taxonomy places the organism in Eukaryota, Metazoa, Chordata, Actinopteri, Centropomidae. Gene Ontology annotation, molecular function: clathrin-cargo adaptor activity. The transcript is spliced from 6 exons. The record is from RefSeq and is a predicted model, not a curated record. Gene Ontology annotation, cellular component: membrane coat; intracellular membrane-bounded organelle; AP-1 adaptor complex. The coding region runs from base 76 to 549 and encodes 157 amino acids.